This is a messenger RNA of Hydractinia symbiolongicarpus, 618 nucleotides long. RefSeq lists its product as uncharacterized. NCBI's taxonomy places the organism in Eukaryota, Metazoa, Cnidaria, Hydrozoa, Anthoathecata, Hydractiniidae. The transcript has 3 exons. The record is from RefSeq and is a predicted model, not a curated record. The coding region runs from base 1 to 618 and encodes 205 amino acids.
AUGAAACGUUCUAGUCACGUCACGUUCUCAGUCGAAAGAAGUAAAUCUUUUGGGAGACGAGGAAAGUUACUAAUGAUACAACUGCAACUACCAAUAAAUUCGAAAAAAAUAUGUAUGAAAUUUAAAUUUAACUAUGUAUCACGUAUAUUUGUUGAGAAAGAACUAAAAAAGCUUAAGCGUCAAAAGUCAGCUGGUUUGGAUAAUCUUCCGCCAGCUUUAUUAAAGGACUGUGUAUCUGCGAUUGCUGAACCACUGUAUUAUUUAAUCAACUUGUCAUUAGACAACUCAGAAGUACCAUUAGAUUGGAAAAACGCACAGAUCACUCCCAUCUUUAAAUCAGGAUCACCAUCUGAACCAAAUAACUACCGACCAAUAUCUAUAUUACGUAGCUCCACGGACAUAGCUGCAACGUUAUUUACUGAUAACAUCAGAAAAGAGCUAGAUAAAGGAAAUUUAGUUGGUGCAAUCUUCAUUGAUUUGUCGAAAGCUUUUGACACUGUUUCACAUAGCAUCUUGCUGGAAAAGCUUCGUGCAUAUUGGAAUGGUUUACCCACUACCUAUUCAACCGUACACAACAGGUGGUUAUUGAUACCAUCAGAUCUAACACUGAGAAUAUAA